Molecule: messenger RNA, 1846 nt
Organism: Nicotiana tabacum (common tobacco)
Lineage: Eukaryota; Viridiplantae; Streptophyta; Magnoliopsida; Solanales; Solanaceae
Product: phosphoenolpyruvate/phosphate translocator 1, chloroplastic
Biological process (GO): transmembrane transport
Cellular component (GO): membrane
Molecular function (GO): transmembrane transporter activity
Source: RefSeq, a predicted model, not a curated record
CUUUUUGGGUUCACCAACCCAACCCACAAUUCAAAAUUAUCAUAGAAAAAGCACCCCCAAAAGUUACGGAAAAUAUCCAGAAUAUCCCCUAAACAUUUCUGAACACUCUGAUUUUUCCUCUCUGUUUGCACUUCACUUCUCACGCCUCGACGGAGCCCCCAACGUCUCCUCACACUUUCCCUCUUUCUACCUUAGAAUAUAUAUUCAUAUCUUCUCGUCUGCUUAUCUUCUCAUUCUCUCUCUGCUGCAGUUUAGUUUCCCUGAUCUGAUUCGCCAAAAUGCAGAGCACUGCAAUCUCGUUUUCUCCGUCAAUUUCACUUCCUAAGAAGCCUCACAAGCCUUCUAGUUCCGCUUCGUUAUUCAGAUUCAAUCCUUUAUCUGCUCAAUCUUCUCGAUCGACGCUUCGUUUUGGCUCUCUAAACGGCUCCGUAGCUCGGAAACUCAAUCCUCUUCGCUGCUCAGCUGAUUCGUUGAAUCGUAAUGGAUGGAUUUCAGUUCCGCCGCCGGCUCCCGAGCGUGAAUCGGACGGAGUGGAGGUUCGGGCCACGUCCGUGCCCGAGAGCGCUGGAGACGCCCCUACAUCCAAGCCUUUGACGGAUACUUUGGUGCUCGGAUCGCUUUUCGGCCUUUGGUAUCUAUUUAACAUCUACUUCAACAUUUACAACAAACAGGUCCUGAAAGCGUUCCAUUACCCAGUUACAGUGACUCUCGUGCAAUUUGCCGUUGGCAGUGUCCUUGUAAUUCUAAUGUGGACUCUCAAUCUAUAUAAAAGGCCAAAAAUCAGUGGUGCACAGCUUGUUGCAAUUUUGCCGUUGGCAGUGGUGCAUACCUUGGGCAACCUUUUCACCAACAUGAGUCUUGGAAAAGUUGCUGUAUCAUUCACUCACACUAUUAAAGCUAUGGAGCCAUUCUUCUCCGUUGUUCUCUCUGCUAUGUUCUUAGGCGAGUUCCCUACCAUAUGGGUUAUGUCUUCUCUUGUACCAAUUGUUGGUGGAGUGGCACUGGCAUCGUUGACUGAGGCCUCUUUUAAUUGGGCUGGGUUUUGGAGUGCAAUGGCCUCUAAUUUAACUAAUCAAUCUCGUAAUGUCCUCAGCAAGAAGUUUAUGGUUCGGAAGGAGGACUCAUUGGAUAAUAUUACUCUCUUUUCAAUAAUCACGAUCAUGUCCUUUUUCUUGCUGGCCCCGUACGCCUUUUUCGCUGAAGGUGUCAAGUUCACUCCAGCAUACCUUGAGGCUGCAGGAGUGAAUGUCAACCAGCUGUACACAAGGUCUCUCAUUGCUGCUCUCUGCUUCCAUGCUUAUCAGCAGGUUUCUUACAUGAUAUUGCAGAGGGUAUCUCCUGUUACUCAUUCUGUGGGUAACUGUGUGAAGCGAGUGGUGGUUAUUGUGACGUCCGUGCUCUUCUUCCGCACACCUGUUUCUCCCAUUAACGGUUUGGGCACUGGAGUGGCCCUUGCUGGAGUUUUCUUAUAUUCAAGGGUGAAGCGCAUUAAACCUAAGGCAAAAACGGAAUGAAGUCUAGAUCAAUUUUGAUGGUAAAUUGUGAUCAUUAGAUGGAUGAACCAAAACUUGGUUGUAUUCUAGGCAGGGUCUUCUUUUAGUUUGUUGUGCCAUGUGGGACGAGUUAUUCUUUUCUGAUGCAGCCUUAACUAAUUGCUGCUAAUUUGACGAUUUCACUACAUCACUAUCGUCUUUCUUCUGUAGGGUGUUAUAUGUUUUGUAAUGUACGGCAUGUUUAGGACCCAAGUAGCUUCAGCUGGCGCUGAAAGCCUGAAAACAUCAAAGAGUUGGGGAGAGUUUGUCAUAUUUGAUUACAUCAUACCAUUGCAUUCAAAAUAUUUUUCUCC